Anopheles moucheti is the source of this 7310-nucleotide messenger RNA. RefSeq names its product macoilin-like. The record is from RefSeq and is a predicted model, not a curated record. Gene Ontology annotation, biological process: neuronal signal transduction; chemotaxis. Gene Ontology annotation, cellular component: nuclear membrane; rough endoplasmic reticulum membrane. NCBI's taxonomy places the organism in Eukaryota, Metazoa, Arthropoda, Insecta, Diptera, Culicidae. The transcript is spliced from 9 exons. Gene Ontology annotation, molecular function: microtubule binding. The coding region runs from base 681 to 3944 and encodes 1087 amino acids.
CGCAAGAUAAAGCGAACCAAAGUUUACUUCCCUACCGAAAAAUGGUGAAGAAAUUGUAAAACAUCCGUUUCUGGGCUUUGGCACUGCGGAAGGUGAAUCUUUAAGCUGUUGUAGGCCCGUUUUGUUCUGACGAUAUUGUGGUGGUAGGUCUCACGGUAAGAGCACUGUAAGUGUGACGCGUGUUUACCGUUCGUGUGCUGCUGAAGAAGGUGCAUCAGUCUCCGCGAAGGGGAAAAAAAACAACGCAAAGAGAGAUCGAAAAUUCUAUAUUUAUCGAAAGUGGACAUAGCGUUGAGUGUGUGUUUGUGUGUGAGAGAGAGAGCGAGUUAGUUUUUCCUUUUUCACGCCAGCGAUUGUGUUGUUGCUGCUCUUGGGAUCAUCAUAGUCGUCCUCCGCUUAGUUUCGAAGCUAUAAACGCUCACAGCGUACGGUAUCGGCAAAACACAUCGCGUUGCGACCGAAAGAAACAGUCUGCCGGUUGCUGGAUCCGGCGAAUAAUUCGCGUAACUCCGGGUGCGAACGGAAGUCGGGGACGCAUCAACAGAAUAUCCGCCGGAAGCACCACCGACCGCUUCACCAUCCCCGGCUCCAGCAUCCAGGUGCGUAGGAUUUAGGAGUGAAGCGGGAUUGGCUACCACGGAGCUGGCCGGACCGAUAUCAACAUCAAGCGGUGCGCUAUAAUGAAGAGGCGCAAUGCCGAUUGUGGCAAAAUACGACGGCCCAUCAAGAAGAACAAAAUUGCGGAACAGAUUGGGAGCAACACGCUGCUCUACAUAAAAUUUCUUCUUCUAUGGGCGUCCGUAAUCACAGUAGAUUUUUUGCUCGAGUUUCGUUUUGAAUUUCUAUGGCCAUUUUGGUUGCUGCUUCGUUCAAUAUAUGACUCCUUCAAGUAUAAGGGAUUGGCCUUUUCCGUACUGUUCGUCUGUAUAGCGGUCACAUCCGAUCUGGUCUGCUUGUUUUUCAUCCCGGUGCAGUGGCUAUUUUUCGCCGCCAGUACAUACGUUUGGGUGCAGUAUGUCUGGCAUACAGAUAAAGGAAUCUGUUUGCCGACGAUAAUACUGUGGAUAUUAUUCGUAUAUCUGGAGGCUGCCAUACGAUGGAAGGACAGUCGAAAUAUACCGCAUCUAAAUCUUUGCCGGCCAUUCGCCGCCCAUUGCAUCGGAUAUCCGGUGGUGACGCUUGGAUUCGGUUUCAAGAGCUAUGUAGGUUACCGCAUACGACAACGCAAGCAGCGUGAGGUUGCAAAGGAUAACGACUUCUACAUGCAGUUGCUUCAGGAGGCAUUACCGAAGGAGGAAUCCAGAGCAUUAGAACCGUUGGCCGAUGGAACAGCCCCGGUUGGUACGGGGGGAAGCGAGCCACCGACUACACCGAAGGAGUUGGUAGCCGUAGCGAUGUCGAAUAAUAAUAAUAGUCUGAAUAACAGUAGCAGUAGCACUACGAACAACCGAAGUGAUACAGGACAGCAUAACCACCACAAUCAUCAACACCAUAAUCAUCAACAACAGCAGCAGCAUCAUACGAAUCACAGUAAGAGUACCCAAAGCUACAAAUCGUCAACCAGUAGUUCCGUAACGACAGGGCAUGCUAAUGGGCACGUUGGUGGCGGUGGCAGCUCACCGUCAUCAUCGAGCAGUACGAUGAACGGGGGACUUAAUCAUUCAUCCCAUCAGCAGCAAGGCUCUUCCAAGCAUCGGAAAAGUUUGGACAAGGAUAGCAGCACCAGCAGCAAUUCUUCGUCUAACUCAUCCAGCAAUUUUAAUGCCGGUGUUAAGAUGAACGGUGGUAGCGGUGGAGCCUUCUACCUGCCCCAAACCACCACAUUCCAGCAAAGCGGUAAUAACGGCUCCUCUAGCAGCAGCAGUAGCAACAGUAGUAACAGCGUUAGUACCACAAUCAGUACAAAAGAAAUCUCAAACACAGGAAAUCGUGGGAACGAUUAUAAUGGCAGCAUUCACUUGAAUGGCGGCUCCGUUGCAAAGGAUUUAAAGGAGAGUACCGUACAUGCAUUAACUACCCGUAAAGAUUGUGAAAAGGAGACGAAUAGCAGUAGUAACUCGGCCGGUUCGAACAGCUCGUCUUCGUCUAGCUCUGGAAAGCACGGUAAUGGACAUCUGACAGCUUCCAAUCGCUCUAAAAGUCCAACCGAUAGCAUUGCGUUAGGAAAUAAAUCCAAUGCCGGUAAACAGAAUGGCCACAUUGUACAAUACCACCAAUCGGAAUUGGUGCAACAGGUGACGGUCACAGAGAUAACAACGCCUAACACAGAAUCGAAAGGAGGCGGUAGUGGUCGUUCAGGACGCAAAAAUCGUCUGAAGAAGGCUGCCGAGCAGGCGAACUUGUCCGCGAUCGCUAAGCUGUGUGCGACGCUAGCACUCGCCUCUUCGGUGACUACGCUUACGACGACGAGUACGUCGUCAACUUCAUCCGGUGGUGGCGGUAAAGGAACAACCGUCACAACGUCUUCGUACACUACCACCGCCGGCACUGUGUCGUCUGCCUCCGUUAAAGACAAUCACCAGCACAACGGCGAACAUGUGAAGGACGUUGGUGAAGCUACCAACGGCACUACCGCCAGUGGCAACGCAGCAGAGGGCAAACCAGACAGCAGCGUCUCAUCAGCGGUGAGUGGGACGCACAAAACGACAUCAAUGGCAACGGGAUCAUCUGGUCAGGGUACAUCUAACGUGUCCUCUCCACCGGUUGCAACCGUGGUUGUCCAAAAGGUAUGUGAAACAUGUCCACGACUCGAAGGUGAGUUGAAAAAAUUGCGUGCCGAGCUAUCAUCUCACCGGCAGACAGAGAAUGAGCUGCGUCAAAAAUAUGAUUCCAACACGAACAAUCUGAAGGCAUGCCUGCAGGCCAAACAAAAGGAAUACGAUGAACUGCAAAACAGAUACCAAGAGCAUUGCAACCAACGACAGCAGGAACGACAGAAUUUGCAAACCGUCGAAAGACGGUUGGGUGAGGAACGACGGCACCGACAAUCGUUGGAGGCGCAGUUAAAUAAUGAGCGCAAGUAUCGCAAACAGGCUGAGGAAAAGGCGGCCCGAGCGGAAUGUAGCGAAGCGUGCAAAAUGAAGAAACAACAGAUGGAAAUGGAUAUUGAUAAACUGCAAAACGAACUGCAUAUCCUAGAGGAGGCCAAGCUAAUGACCGAAAACCAGGCUCGUAAUUACGAGCAAGAGAUGAGAAAGAUGGAACUGCAGUUGCGCAAUCGAGAUUCUCAGCAGAACACCGAAGUAUUGAUGAGCGCACUUGCCGCGAUGCAGGACAAGAAUGCAACGUUGGAGAAAAGCCUCUCGGCCGAAACGAGAUUUAAGCUGGACUUAUUCUCAGCCCUCGGUGGUACUAGACGGGAGGUUGAAAUACUAACUUGUUCGUUGCGAGACAAGGAAAAGGAAGUACUUGAACUUAAUGCAAAAAUCGUACAGCUCUUGGCAGUCAUGCCUUCCGAGAACCUUUGCCUGACUAGCCACGGAGGUGGAACGGGAACGGACGGUCCAUCGAUGAUGCGAUUGGCGGAUGCACCUCAACUUUUGCCACAAUCCAUGACGAGCGGGCAUCUGAAUGGAAUUGGUCAGAGCAGUGGUGGUGGAGGAGGUGGCGCCUCUGGUGCAGGAGGCGGAGCAGGAGGAGGAGGAGGAGGCAUGAGCCAACAACCAAGCCCAAUGUCGCACAUGGUGCAGAACGGACCAUCGUUCUGCAGUCAAUUAGGCAGCCUCGGGGUGCUGACGUCCACGAUGACGACCCUUCCUUCGUCGUUGGUGCUGUCCGGGCCAAACUCUAGUAACGGUAACGGUAGCAACGGAGGACAAAUAGUACAAAUGCAAAACUCGAACAACGGAGGUCCAAACACAGGCAACUGCCCCUCCGGUCUCGAUCCGAAUGCUACAAUUUAUAAGCCGAAGAACAACGGCAUGGUCGGCGGUACUGAAGCCUGACCGCAUGAGCGAUCGUUUUUUCCGCCCAGCAACAUCUCCUACUCAGCGCUAACCUCGUCAUCUCUACCGCUGUUUGUAAGCCUACCCGGUAACAACAACAUUAACACUACAUCGACUACUACCACCACCACUGUCAGCAGCAGCAACGGUUGCAACCUAAUUAGCGCCAGCGUGGCCAAUCUGGCACAACAACUGAACGCACAUCAGGCCCAUCAAUCGUCAGGCGUUUCGGCAGCGAACAGUUUACUUUCCUCGUCACAUUCACCAUCCUUGCUGUUGUCGCCACACAACCAUCCAGUUCACCUUCAAACUAAUCACAAUCUUCAUCAUCAGCAGCAAUAUCACCAGCAAAAACAACAGUCCCAUCAACAGCAUCGACAGCUUCAGUCAAACGAUCCGUUCGCUUAAUGCCCUGCAUUAGCAUAAUCAUUUUUACACCGGGAUUAUCAUUAUUCUUGAAAUCAUUCGAUAUUUUCUCCUUUGAACUUUGAGCUUGAUUAAUGUUUUAGUUUCUCCUUCCUGCAGUGGUGCAAUUUUGUAACUGGGAAGACUCUUCCUCUGCUACGCUAUUCAAUGUAAACACAAUUUUGCUGUCGAACUCUUCGGGAACGAUAUUGAUCUCAUACGAAGUAAUCUCCCAGACGAGCUGUUGUCUGUAUUUCACAACUGGUGAACGACUACGCGCUGCACACAGGUAACCUUAUGGUUGAAGCAAAAUUGAUCUGAUAUAUGUUAGUAUUUUAUUUUUUCUCCACUAAGUUCCUAAUUGAAAUCUUCUUUAAACAUUAUCCAGUGGAUACAAGAAUGUGUUUCACUCUACACUGAACAUGGCUCUGUCUCUCUUACUAGAUCGUAUCAUUAGGUAGCUUUGAAACGCACGGGGUCACACUUUAAAGAUACUUUUUUAAACAGGAUCGUCCUAAGCAUAUCCGCGGCUUAUUGUUUCACAUUGGCACCGUACUUAAGAAUGUUUUCAUCUAUUCCCAAAAUCGAUCUGAUAUGUUAGUAUUUUAUUUUUUAUUUUCUUCUACUAAGUUCCUAGUUUGAAUUUUCUUUAAACAUUAUCCAGUGGAUACAAGAAUGUGUUUCCCUCUACACUGCAUAUGACUCUGUCUCUCUUACUAGUUCAUAACAUUAGGUAGCUUUGGACCACUCGGUGUCUCACUUUGAAAAUACUUCUUUAAAUAGGAUCGUUCUUAGCAUUACCCUGGGCUAUUGUUUCAAAUUGACACCGUACUUAAGAAUGUUUUCAUCUAUUCGUUCAACAGCGUGAUCUUUUUUCAUUCUGUACUUAUCUACUCACUUCGUCUGCAAAACUGAACUACUACCAAACUUUUUGUUCAAGCUUUGCUCAAGCGGCUGUUAUUUUGACGAAUCGCUUUUUUUCUCCGAAAACAAACAACGGCAAAAAUGGAUUGUUAGUAGCAUCAAAUCCCUUUUCUUUUUCUUAUUUUUUUUAAAUAUUAAAUUAACAUAAAUUAAAGAUGAAAAAUUCGGCACAUAACCGGUUUUUGCUGCUGGAAAUGUUUAUGGUCGUAUUCAGCUGUGUUUCCAUACAUCCACUGGUAAACGCCACAAUGCUUAGCCAACCGGUUUGUAACCUGCAAACACAAACAUGAAAAUGAGAAUUAUCUUGCCGGGAAAGAGGAAAAUGCAGACAUAAUGUUGUGAUAUUCAUAUUACUUAAAUAUAUAUAUACACGUACAAUAUAUAUAUAUAUAUAUAUAUUCUUACAUAUAUGUAUUUUUACAAUUAAUCAUAACUCUAGAUUAUUUAUCAUGUACACACUCGAGCGCGAUUUGGUGGCAUCAACUAUUGGCGCUAAUCGAACUACACUUCCACCACCACAUACCUUUGGGGAGAUAUCCUUUGGAGUUAAAUGUUACUAUGAAUUUCCUGCUUAAUUUUGAGUAACAUGCAAAGAAAACAUUGAGGAUCUUAAUUUAAUUAACGAGAAUCAGUUACUCUUUCCUUGCCAACUUCAUGCUGCUACUAGUACUGAUAAGCUUUGUGCAGACGAUAGGAUUCUAAUCGCUUUUUUGCGAGUGCAGCAUCUGAUGCUGAGUGACUUUUUGCACACCUCAAGUCCCAUAAACAAGUUGAUGUCAUUUUGUUUCCAAUAGUCUCGAACUUGAUGAUGCUAAUAUAGCUCACAGUAACACUGAGAUGAAGUACGACUGCAUCUAAUUUAAAUCAACUGUUUCUGUUAAGUAAAGCGUUUAAAAGUUACUAAUUUGUUUACAAAGACGAAUUAAUCUGUCUGAACUGCACCAAAAUUAAAGAGUUAAAAAGAUUAAAAGAAAUUAUGUUUAAGAAUUGUUGCUGAUUUUUCACAUUUGUUUGUUCUUGAAUAUAAAGGAAAAAAAUAAUUCUAAUCAUUUUCCAGCAAGUCUCUUAGAAAAACACAUGAAUGAGCUGAACUAGCUUGUCUGUUGUGUAUUGAAGUCGUACUGCAACGAAUAUAUGAUGAAAGGCAACAGCUAACAAAUUUAUUUUAUGUUAUAUGUUGUCUGUCUAUUACCCUUUUCGCAAAAAGUGCUCAUAACGCUCAGUGUAACCACGAAGAAGUCUUUCAUUCGUACAAAGCCAAUCGAUUUUAAGUUCAAUUUCGUUUUUUUAAAGCAUAGUUUCGUUUUUGUUCGUGCAUGACGGGAAAAAUGAUUCAGACGUAGUCGUUCUGUCUUGCGCUGUCGCUAACUGACCCGUUUGAGUUGCUUUUAUAUCACAACAAAUCGAUUGCAAUUUCCGCAAUCGAAAGCGUCGCUGCAAACUUUACCGUUGAGCGCGUAAGGCAACUUUGUGAAAGCUGAGAUUAAGUCUGCUCUGAUAGCUUCUCAAGUUCGAGCCUGUGUCGGAUGGGUGAGUAAAAAAGUACCAACAACAUCCACGUAUUGUGCUGGGUAACGAAACCGACCGAAAUUACAAGCUAAUAGGAAAGGAUAUAAUUUAUCGAGGAACAUAAUUUGUAAAAUGCGCAAAGACCGCAAACCAUGACAACAAAAGCACUAACGUAAGAUAAAUAGUAAAGUGCGUAAAAAGGACAAAAGUAAGUAUGCAAAUCAUGACAACAAAAGCACUAACGUACGAUUACAUUUGAAAAAUAAAUAGGAAAAAUGGAGAAACACGCGCGUAAUGAAACUUGUAUUAUAGGAAGAAGCAAGUAGAGAGAAGCAGCACACCGUGGUAGAGAGACAAUUAGUAAACGAUAAGGAAAUACACUUACACUGACCGCAAAUACCACAUACUGCAAGAAAUAUCGAGAUUGAUUAUGAAUUGAAACAAGUGAAAAUAUGAAAAAUCUAAAAAAUUGACAGAGGGAGAAAGAAUAUGGUGUAAUCACACUAAAGAAAAUAAAACAGAAAGUGA